Mauremys mutica (yellowpond turtle) is the source of this 1011-nucleotide messenger RNA. RefSeq names its product olfactory receptor 14A16-like. The record is from RefSeq and is a predicted model, not a curated record. Gene Ontology annotation, molecular function: odorant binding; olfactory receptor activity; G protein-coupled receptor activity. Gene Ontology annotation, cellular component: membrane. NCBI's taxonomy places the organism in Eukaryota, Metazoa, Chordata, Testudines, Geoemydidae. Bases 17 to 970 code for a protein of 317 amino acids. The transcript has a single exon. Gene Ontology annotation, biological process: G protein-coupled receptor signaling pathway.
UGUACUGUGGAAGAAAAUGUCCAAUCAAACCACUGUUUCUGAGUUCCUUCUCCUGGGAUUCUCUGAUGUUCGGGAGCUGCAGAUUUUAUACUUUGUGGUGUUCCUGGUGAUUUACCUGGUGGCCCUGAUAGGGAAUCUUCUCAUCAUCACAGCCAUAGCCCUUGACCACCAUCUUCAUACCCCCAUGUACUUCUUCCUGGUGAACCUGUCCAUCCUAGACCUCAGCUCCAUCUCUGUCACCAUCCCCAAAUCUAUGGCCAAUUCCCUCAUGAACACCAGGUACAUUUCUUAUUCUGGAUGCAUCACACAAGUCUUUCUCCUUAUCGUCUUUAUUUCAGCGGAUUAUGCAUUAUUGACUGUCAUGGCAUACGACCGACACAUCGCCAUCUGCCAACCCCUGCACUACGAGAGAGUGAUGAACAGGAGAGCUUGUGUCCAAAUGGCAGCCAGUGCCUGGAUCAGUGGUAUUCUUUACUCUGCCCUGCACACUGGGAGCACAUUUGUGAUAUCUUUCUGUGGAGGGAACGUGGAUCAGUUCUUCUGUGAAAUCCCUCAGCUCCUCAAGCUCGCCUGCUCUGACUCAGACCACAGUGAAACUGGGGCUAUUGUCUUCAGUGCAUGCUUAGCCUUAAGCUGCUUUGUUUUCAUAAUUGUGUCAUAUAUUCACAUCUUCAAAGCAGUGCUAAGAAUCCCCUCUGAGCAGGGCCGUCGUAAAGCCUUCUCCACCUGUCUUCCUCACCUCACUGUGGUCUCCUUGUUUAUUUUCACUGGGACUGUUGCCUACCUGAAACCCACCUCCAUCUCAGCGUCAGGUCUGGAUCUCUUGGUGGGUGCUCUCUAUUCCGUGGUGCCGCCAAUGAUGAAUCCGAUCAUCUACAGCAUGAGAAACAGGGAGGUGAAAGGUUCAUUGAGUAAACUGAUAGGUUGGAGGUUAUUCAGCAAGAAUAAAAUGUCCAUAUUUCUCCAUUGAUAGCAAUUUCAUUCUGACUUUCCUUAUACAUAUAAUCAGCU